AUGGCCACCUCUGCCAGCCUGCUGCUGCUGCUGCCGCUGCUGCUAAGCCAGCCCUGGCUGGAGGCUGGCGCUGACACCCAGGCCGUGGUGUGCGCGGGCACUGCCUGCUACUCAGCCCACUGGGGCAAGCUGACUGCCGCCGAGGCCCAGCUUCUCUGCAACAAGGAUGGGGGCAACCUGGCCACCGUGAGGACUGAGGAGGAGGCCCGGCACAUCCAGAGAGCACUGGCCCAGCUCCUACAGCCCGGGGCGCCCUGGACAGGCAAGUUCUGGAUAGGACUCCAGCGAGAAAAGGGCAGGUGCUUGAACCCCAAUCUGCCUCUGAGGGGCUUCAGCUGGGUGGGCGGUGGGGAGGACUCACUUUAUUCCAACUGGUACAAGGAGCCCAGGACCACUUGCAUCUCCAACCGCUGUGCGUCCCUGAUGCUGGACCCGUCCCUCUCUUCCCUCUCAGGCCACCUCCCCAAGUGGUCUGAGGGCCCCUGUGGGAACCCAGGCUCCCCUGUAAGCAACAUCGAGGGCUUCGUGUGCAAGUUCAGCUUCAAAGGCAUGUGCCGGCCCCUGGCCCUGGGUGGCCCAGGCCAGGUGAACUACUCGACCCCUUUCAAGGCCACCAGCUCCUCCUUGGAGGCCGUGCCCUUCGCCUCGGUAGCCAACGUGGCCUGUGGGGCCGGGGGUGAAGGUAGGCAGCAUUUCUUCCUGUGCAAGGAGAAGGCCACCGAUGUGUUCGACUGGGGCAUCUCGGGACCCCUCUGUGCCAGCGCUGAGUACAAGUGCAGCUUCAAUAAUGGGGGCUGCCAGCAGGAAUGCUUCGACGGGGAGGAUGGCUCCUUCCGCUGCGGCUGCCGCCCGGGGUUCAGGCUGCUGGAUGACCUGGUGACCUGUGUCUCCCGGGACCCUUGUAGCUCCAGCCCGUGCAGAGGAGUGGCCACAUGCGUCCCCGACUCCCUCUGGAAAAACUACACGUGCCAGUGCCCCGAAGGCUACCAGCUGAACGUGACUCAGAGGGACUGUGUAGACGUGGACGAGUGCCAGGCAUCCCCCUGUGAGCAGGAGUGUGUCAACACCCCGGGGAGCUUCCAUUGCCAGUGCUGGGUGGGCUACGAGCCCGGCGGCCCCAGAGAGAAGGCCUGUCGGGAUGUGGAUGAGUGUACGAGCCCCGAGGGCGGUCUCUGUGAAGGCUACUGCCUCAACACGGAAGGAUCCUUCCACUGCACCUGCUUGCCAGGCAGCGAGCUGGCCCCCGAUGGGGUCUCCUGUAUCCCAGGCCCCACGUCCUUGGAACCAUCUGCCGAGACCUCCCAGGGGCAGAACACAGGAGACAGAGAGGGGAGCCUCAUGCCUUCCACCACAACCUCAAGUCCCAUUGGGGGCCCUGAGGGCACUUCCAAGGUGACACCCACCAGGUGGAGACCCAUCCUUGAAUCCAAUGCCUCUAUCGCCCCUACAUCACCCCAGUCUCUGACCACCAGCGGGUCCCCAGGAAUCUGGAUGGAGCACAGCAGCCAUCACCCCACGGCCACCACUGGUCACGAGGAGUCCACCGAUGGAGAUCUCAUUGCCCAACCAAGGAAUGACGGCCCCGACUGGCAAAAGCUGCUUUUGUUCUAUAUCCUCGGCACUGUGGCGGCCAUCUUACUCCUGCUGGCUCUGGCCCUGGGGCUGCUGGUCUACCGCAAGAGGAGAGCCAAGAGGGAGGAGAAGGAGAAGAAGCCUCAGAGCGCGGCAGACAGCUACUCCUGGGUUCCGGAGAGAGCUGAGAGCAGGGCCAUGGAGAACCAGUACAGUCCAACCCCUGGGACAGACUGCUGA
Molecule: messenger RNA, 1812 nt
Organism: Pipistrellus nathusii (Nathusius's pipistrelle)
Lineage: Eukaryota; Metazoa; Chordata; Mammalia; Chiroptera; Vespertilionidae
Source: the annotation of a GenBank genome assembly